Molecule: messenger RNA, 948 nt
Organism: Rhea pennata
Lineage: Eukaryota; Metazoa; Chordata; Aves; Rheiformes; Rheidae
Gene: CACNG3
Product: calcium voltage-gated channel auxiliary subunit gamma 3
Exons: 4
Coding region: 1-948 (315 amino acids)
Biological process (GO): calcium ion transport; positive regulation of synaptic transmission, glutamatergic; postsynaptic neurotransmitter receptor diffusion trapping
Cellular component (GO): postsynaptic density membrane; AMPA glutamate receptor complex
Molecular function (GO): voltage-gated calcium channel activity; channel regulator activity
Source: RefSeq, a predicted model, not a curated record
AUGAGGAUGUGUGACAGAGGCGUCCAGAUGCUCAUCACCACGGUGGGAGCCUUCGCAGCCUUCAGCCUGAUGACCAUCGCCGUGGGCACCGACUACUGGCUCUACUCGCGCGGCGUGUGCAGGACUAAGUCCACAAGCGACAACGACACCAGCCGCAAGAACGAGGAGGUGAUGACCCACUCGGGGCUCUGGAGGACGUGCUGUCUGGAAGGAACCUUCCGCGGCGUCUGCAAGAAAAUCGACCACUUCCCCGAGGACGCGGACUACGAGCAAGACACGGCCGAGUACCUGCUCCGCGCCGUGAGAGCCUCCAGCAUCUUCCCCAUCCUCAGCGUGGGCUUGCUGUUCUUCGGGGGCCUCUGCGUGGCGGCCAGCGAGUUCUACAAGAGCAAGCACAACGUCAUCCUCAGCGCCGGCAUCUUCUUCGUGUCCGCAGGUCUCAGCAACAUCAUCGGGAUCAUCGUGUACAUCUCGGCAAACGCCGGGGACCCGGGCCAGAGCGACUCCAAGAAGAGCUACUCCUACGGCUGGUCCUUCUACUUCGGCGCGCUGUCCUUCAUCAUCGCCGAGAUGGUGGGGGUCAUCGCCGUGCACAUGUACAUCGAGAAGCACCGCCAGAUCCGCGCCAAGUCCCACGCGGAGCUGCUGAAGAAGUCGGCCUUCACGCGCCUCCCCACCUACCGGUAUCGCUUCCGCCGGCGGUCCAGCUCCCGCUCCACCGAGCCCCGGUCCCGGGACAUGUCGCCAGCGAGCAAAGGGUUCGGCACCAUCCCGUCCACCGACAUCUCCAUGUUCACCCUCUCCAGGGAUCCCUCCAAGGUCACCAUGGGGACGCUGCUCAACUCGGAGCGGGACCACAGUUUUUUACAGGUCCAUAACUCCAUCCCCAAAGAGUUCAAGGAGUCUUUGCACAACAACCCGGCCAACAGACGAACGACGCCGGUCUGA